CAUUUAUUUACAAAUUUAUUUUAUUUAUGAAAUCAUAUUAUUAGCGUAUUAUACGAUGUUUAAAAUAUUGUAUGCGAAACAGAGUUACCGACAAAAAAUUGACCUCUAAAAAUGACUUAUUACAAAAUAAUUAUACGGUAGCAGAUAUUUAAGAACAAUGUUGGGCGGUAGCGCGUUGUGGUUCCGGCAUGGGUUGAGGUUACACGACAACCCGGCGCUACACAGCGCUUUGGAAGACAAAACCGUGCCCUUUUUUCCCAUAUUCAUCUUCGAUGGAGAAACUGCAGGCACGAAGGUUGUGGGAUACAACCGCAUGCGGUAUCUUCUGGAAGCGCUCGAGGACCUGGACAAUCAGUUCAAGAAGUACGGCGGCCGGCUCAUCGUUAUGAAGGGCACGCCGCACGUCAUUUUCCGCCGCCUGUGGGAGGAAUUCGGCAUAACUAAGCUGUGCUUCGAGCAAGAUUGCGAGCCGGUGUGGCGCGCACGCGAUGAUGCGGUGAAGGCGGCGUGUCGCGAGACCGGGGUCGUGUGUCGCGAGCACGUCUCCCACACGCUGUGGGAGCCCGACACCGUCAUACGAUACAAUGGGGGAAUCCCGCCUCUUACGUAUCAGAUGUUUCUGCAUACGGUGUCGACCAUCGGCGAUCCGCCGAGGCCGGUCAGCGAUUUGGACCUCACUGGGGUCAACUUCGGCGUGCUGCCUGAUUUCUUCUACCAGGAAUUUACGGUCUUCGAUAAAGUGCCGAAGCCGGAGGAUCUGGGCGUGCACCUGGACCGCGAGGACAUCCGCAUGAUCCGCUGGGUGGGCGGGGAGACUGCCGCGCUGCACCAGAUGCAGCAGCGUCUGCAGGUCGAGUACGAGACAUUCUGCAGAGGCUCGUAUCUCCCUACUCACGGGAAUCCGGACCUUUUGGGCCCACCUAUUUCGCUCAGCCCGGCGCUGCGCUUCGGAUGUCUGUCUGUCCGUAGAUUCUAUUGGGCUGUACAAGAUUUGUUCCAGCAAGUGCAUCAAGGCCGUCUCUCUGGCAGUCAGUUUAUUACAGGUCAGCUGAUUUGGCGCGAAUAUUUUUAUACAAUGAGCGUGAACAAUCCAAACUACGGUCAGAUGGGAGGGAACCCCAUCUGUCUAGAUAUACCCUGGAAGACUCCGGAAGGAGACGAAUUGACUAGAUGGAUAGAGGGUCGCACUGGGUUCCCGUUCAUCGACGCGGCGAUGCGGCAGCUGCGGUCUGAGGGUUGGCUGCACCACGUGCUGCGCAACACCGUCGCCUCCUUCCUCACGCGCGGCACGCUCUGGCUCUCCUGGGAGCACGGCCUCAACCACUUCCUCAAGUACCUGCUCGACGCUGACUGGUCAGUGUGCGCGGGCAACUGGAUGUGGGUGUCGUCGUCUGCAUUCGAGGCGCUGCUGGACUCGAGCGAGUGCGCGUGCCCGGUGCGCCUGGGCCGCCGCCUCGACCCCGGCGGUGACUACGUGCGCCGCUACGUGCCCGAGCUGGCGCGCGUGCCCGUCAACUACAUAUACGAGCCGUGGAAGGCUCCUAUCGACGUGCAGGAGCGUGCCAACUGCAUCAUCGGCAAGGACUACCCCGCGCCCAUGGUCAACCACCUCGACGCCGCUGCACGCAACAGGAACAAUAUGAAGGAGUUACGUAGAAUCCUGGAGAAGGCUCCGCCGCACUGCUGCCCCUCCUCAGAGGAGGAGAUCCGUCGCUUCAUGUGGCUCAACGACGACACCGAGUCUGAGAUCAGCACCUCUUAGACUAAAUACGACUUUAUUACAAGCGUACGAAAGUCUAAAAUACACGCAGCUAUGUUUUUUUUUUUAAAUUAAGAAGAUGUCACACGUGCGGAGUCUGUGUGGCAUUUCUCUAAAAUGCUUUUUGCUUUUAUCAAUAUUGUACUUGUGUAGAAAUACUUUACUUUUUUUCUAUAAAUACAGUAGAAAUUGCAUAAGCGAGAGUCAAAGCGAUAUUUUUUCUCGCUUAUAGAGGUUUCUUACUUUGUUUUUAUCUUAUGUAGGUUAUCCGUUGGGACUGGACAAUGUCUUAUAGAAGUUUCUCGCCUAUUCAUGUUCUAAUUUCUUUAAGAUAUCCAAAGUAGAAGCAUAAGUAAAACAUAUCUCGAAUAUAAUAUCAAGUAUAUAGUAAAGUAAAUAUAAUAAAGAUGGUUAAAGAC
Molecule: messenger RNA, 2178 nt
Organism: Papilio xuthus (Asian swallowtail)
Lineage: Eukaryota; Metazoa; Arthropoda; Insecta; Lepidoptera; Papilionidae
Gene: cry
Product: circadian regulator cryptochrome
Exons: 13
Coding region: 158-1762 (534 amino acids)
Biological process (GO): circadian regulation of gene expression; entrainment of circadian clock by photoperiod; negative regulation of DNA-templated transcription
Cellular component (GO): cytoplasm; nucleus
Molecular function (GO): DNA binding; FAD binding
Source: RefSeq, a predicted model, not a curated record